AUGAAUGAUUAAAACUAACUCCUUGAAUAUCUAUUACCAGGGCAUAUAAGAGAUAGAUUUCUGGAAAACUAAUCAAAAUCAAUUAAUUUAGUAGAUAACUUUGACAAUGUAACUAUAUUAUAUGCUGAUAUUGCGGGAUUUACGAAAUAUUCGGCUAGUGUAAAACCUGAAUAAGUAGUUUUUAUGUUAAGGGAACUUUUCACAAAGUUUGAUGAAUAAUGUUAAUAAAAUAAACUUUAUAAAUUAUAUACUAUUGGUGAUUGUUAUGUUGUUAUGAGUUUAGUCUCUAUAAGUAACCGAAAUCAUAUACAAGAAGCUAAAAAUGUUAUUAAUUUCGGAUUCGAACUAAUAAAAAUUAUAAAUUAAGUUCGAGAAAUUAUUAGUUAUAAAGAAUUAGAUAUGAGAAUAGGUAUUCAUACAGGUUCAAUAAUUGGAGGUGUUGUUGGUACAGGAGUUGUUAGAUAUGAUAUAUAUGGACCUGAUGUUGUAAUUGCAAAUAAAAUGGAAAGUAAUGGAUAAUAAAAUAGAAUUAUGAUUAGUGAAAGUACGUAUUAAUUAAUACAUGAAUCUUGCUAGGAUAUUUAUAUUUUUGAAGAUGAAAAUGAGGUUAAUAUAUCUUCUUUAAAAAAGACCAUAAAAGCAUAUUUUGUGAAGAGAUAAAAUGACGACUUGAUUUCUAAAUUAUCUGUUACUUCAAGUAAAAAGAAAUAUAUUAAUUAACAAUGA
Ichthyophthirius multifiliis is the source of this 726-nucleotide messenger RNA. RefSeq lists its product as hypothetical. Gene Ontology annotation, molecular function: adenylate cyclase activity. Gene Ontology annotation, biological process: cyclic nucleotide biosynthetic process; intracellular signal transduction; adenylate cyclase-activating G protein-coupled receptor signaling pathway. Lineage: Eukaryota; Ciliophora; Oligohymenophorea; Hymenostomatida. The record is from RefSeq and is a predicted model, not a curated record. The transcript has 3 exons.